Orbicella faveolata is the source of this 1625-nucleotide messenger RNA. RefSeq lists its product as uncharacterized. The record is from RefSeq and is a predicted model, not a curated record. Lineage: Eukaryota; Metazoa; Cnidaria; Anthozoa; Scleractinia; Merulinidae.
GUGGUUUACGCCGGUGCGAGAAACAUGACUGCAAUGUCGAAAACAUGGAUUUCGGUAGCGCUAAUUUCCCAGUUCGUCCUCAUUUUAAUGGCCUAUCAUCUCUUUUAUAGUGAACCAAGUAAGACUUUGGAGACGUCGUCGGUUCCCAAGGAUUUUUUAGUAAAUUUGAGAGAUCUCCAACAGUCGAAUCAACAUCAGUCAAUUUCAACUGAUGAAACAAUGGAGGACGCAGCGAAGUGUAUCAAAGAUAUCAACUGGAAAGAAAUACCCCGAAAACCAGCGCCUCCAGCAAAGGAGAAGCACGACAAAUGGAUUGUUAUCACCACUAUAAAUUCACCAACAGCAGAUGUGAAGAAGUUGGCCGGUAUUGAGGGUUGGAAGGUUAUCGUUGUCGGCGAUACAAAGAGCCCGGCGAACUGGAGCCAUCCCAACUGUGUUUUUUUGAGUGUUGAGAAGCAGAAAUCCUUGGGAUACCGCAUCCAUGACUUUCUUCCUUAUAAAAGUUACGCUCGAAAGAACCUUGGUUACCUUUAUGCUAUUCAACAUGGCGCCAAAAUCAUCUAUGACACAGAUGACGAUAAUUCCCCAACAAGUGGGGAAAUAACUUUCUUCCAGCAAGAAACUGGUGACUUUUUUGUAUACAGAACAGAUUCUAUUGUGGUUAAUCCGUACGAACAUUUUGGACAGAGUACUAUUUGGCCAAGAGGGUACCCGCUAGAUCGCAUUGCUGAUCCCCCGUCACACAAGUUCAUCAAAUGCCAAGGGGUGGAUACAGCAAUACAGCAGGGAGUAGUGAAUGGUGACCCGGAUGUAGAUGCCAUCUUUCGGUUAACAAGAAAAGACAAAGACGUGGAUUUGAAAGUUGAGUUUGACGCUGACGCACCAUCUGUUGUCCUUCCUCCAAAAACAAUGGCUCCAUUUAACUCCCAAAACACGUUGUUUUUGAACAAGGGAUUAUGGGGCACGUUAUUGCCAAUCACAGUAGCAUUCCGAGUCUGCGAUAUCUGGCGAGGUUACUGGGCUCAGCGAUUAUUAUGGGAUGUUGGAUCACAACUUUCUUUUUUUCCACCAAAUGCUGUUCAAGUGAGAAAUGCACACAACUACCUUGAUGAUUUUAUUGAUGAGAAAAUGCUUUACCAUGAUGCUGGGAGAUUGGUGGAGUUUUUAAUCAACUGGAAAUCUGACAAACCAGAUUUCUUUAGCAGAGUCCUGGAUUUAAGUAUAGCUAUGGUUCACAAUGGCUUCUGGGAGAUGAAGGAUGCCAUGUUAACAGAAGCAUGGCUAACUGAUUUAGUAAGUGUUGGAUAUGAAAUGCCAGCUGUGAAAACUGAACCACAAGCAUGCCUGAGAAAUACUGUAGGUGGAGAAACUAACCUACACUUUAAGGAAAAGCCGUCUUCAUAUUUAAGAGCAGGUAAAGAGUUGAAAAUUGUAGUGCCGGUAAAAAGUGCCGGGCAAAAGUGAAGUGGACAUUUAUCAUAGGGAGGGAUGAGCCAGGUGUGUUAAUUUAAUUUGUGACUCACAAAAAAAUUACCACAAUAAUUUGAUGCAUAUUGCUAGGAAAAGAUGACUGAAACACCAACAAAAACAGCAGUCAUUGAAUAAACACCAAGCAAAAGCUUCAA